Messenger RNA from Zonotrichia leucophrys gambelii, 1251 nucleotides. Its product is annotated as glutamate receptor ionotropic, kainate 5-like. Lineage: Eukaryota; Metazoa; Chordata; Aves; Passeriformes; Passerellidae. The record is from RefSeq and is a predicted model, not a curated record. The transcript has 10 exons. The annotation marks the transcript as partial. Gene Ontology annotation, molecular function: transmitter-gated monoatomic ion channel activity involved in regulation of postsynaptic membrane potential; kainate selective glutamate receptor activity. Gene Ontology annotation, cellular component: presynaptic membrane; postsynaptic density membrane; plasma membrane. Gene Ontology annotation, biological process: modulation of chemical synaptic transmission; synaptic transmission, glutamatergic.
CUCAGUCACAUCUGCGGGGAGAAGGAGAUCCCGCACAUCCGUGUGGGCCCCGAGGACGCCCCCCGGCCGCCCCUGCUCCGCUUGGCCGCGCUCAGCCUGUACCCGAGCAACGAGGACGUGAGCCAGGCGCUGGGGGGGCUCCUGCGCAGCCUCCGCGCCCCCCCGGCAUCGCUCAUCUGUGCCAGGGCCGAAUGCCUGUUAAGGUUAGAGGAGCUGGUGCGGCAGUUCCUCAUCUCGCGCGAGUCGCUCUCCGUGCGCGUCCUGGACGCCGAGCAGGACCCGACGCCGCUGCUGAAGGAAAUCCGCGACGACAAAGUGCCGACCAUCAUCAUCGACGGCAGCGCCGCCACCGCCGGCCUCGUGCUCGCCAAGGCCUCGGAGCUGGGGAUGACGUCGACGUUCUACAAAUACAUCCUGACCACCAUGGACUUCCCGCUGCUCCGGCUGGACGCUCUCCCGGCCGCUCCGGCCACCGUCCUGGGCUUCUCCAUGUUCAACACGAGCCAUCGCUUCUACCCCGAGUUCGUGCGGAGCCUCAACAUGUCCUGGAGGGAGAGCUGCGAGCUGGGGCCCUACCCCGGCCCCGCGCUGUCGGCGGCGCUGCUGUUCGACGCCGUGCACGUGGUGGUGGGCGCCGUGCGGGAGCUGAACCGCAGCCAGGAGAUCGGGGGGCGCCCCCUGGCCUGCGCGGCCCCCGGGAUCUGGCCCCACGGCACCAGCCUGAUGAACUACCUGCGCAUGGUGGAGUACGACGGCCUGACCGGGCGCGUGGAGUUCAACAGCAAAGGGCAGCGCACCAAUUACAGCCUGAGGGUGCUGGAGAAGGGCAGGGAUGGACACAGGGAGGUGGGCGUGUGGUUCUCCAACCGGACGCUGGCCAUGGACGAGGCCACGCUGGCGCUGAACGCCUCGGACAGCCUGGCCAACAAGACGCUGAUCAUCACCACCAUACUGGAGAACCCGUACGUGAUGCGGGUGGGCGGUGAUCGAUAUGAAGGAUUUUGCGUGGACAUGCUGCGCGAGCUGGCGGCGCUGCUCAAGUUCCGCUUCCACAUCAAGCUGGUGGAGGACGGGCUGUACGGGGCGCCCGAGCCCAACGGCUCCUGGACGGGCAUGGUGGGGGAGCUCAUCAACCGGAAAGCCGACCUGGCGGUGGCGGCGUUCACCAUCACGGCCGAGCGCGAGAAGGUGAUCGACUUCUCCAAGCCCUUCAUGACCCUGGGCAUCAGCAUCCUCUACCGCGUGCACAUG